AAGCAAAGAAGCCAAGAAGCCAAGUGCAUAUAGACAUUAAUAAUGUCCAACAGCAUGAAAAAGUUGUCCAGUUAUUUGCAUUCCCUAUCCCAAACUCCUCACAGGCUCAGAAAAAGAAUGCUAGCAACAUGGACCCCAGACCAGGAAUUCAACCAGGUCAGGCACAGAUCUGGAGCUGACAUGAAGAGGAAGCUCAACUGGUAUGAUCUGGUUGCUCUUGGUGUUGGAGGAAUGCUUGGUGUUGGUGUCUUUGUCACAACUGGCUCCGUUUCCCUUCACCACUCUGGUCCUUCAGUCUUCAUUUCCUAUAUCAUAGCAGGAAUUUCAGCCCUUCUCUCCUCCUUGUGUUACACUGAAUUUGCUGUUCAAGUCCCAGUUGCAGGAGGAGCUUUCAGUUAUUUAAGAUUAACCUUUGGGGAAUUCUUUGGAUAUUUUGCUGGGGCAAAUAUACUAAUGGAGUAUGUCUUCUCAAACGCUGCCGUAGCAAGGAGCUUUACUGAAUAUUUGAGCAUUGCGUUUGGAGAAAAUGAUCCAAAUGUUUGGAGAGUGGAAGUCCAUGGCUUGCCCAAGGAUUAUAACAUGUUGGAUUUUCCAGCUGUGGCUGUCAUUCUUAUUCUCACUCUCUUUCUGUGUCAUAGUACAAAGGAAAGCUCCGUAUUGAACCUCAUAAUGACAGUCUUCCAUGUGAUUUUCUUUGGAUUCAUUAUAAUCGCUGGUUACUGCAAUGGAAGUGCGAAAAACAUGGUUAAUCCAAAAGGUAUAGCACCUUUUGGUGUUAGAGGUGUUCUUGACGGAGCAGCAAUAGUCUACUUCAGCUAUAUAGGCUAUGACUCCGCUUCAACCAUGGCUGAGGAGGUCAAAGACCCUUUUAAGAGCCUACCCAUUGGAAUUGUGGGUUCAGUUCUGAUAACCACUUUGCUCUAUUGCUUAAUGUCUCUGUCUUUGUGCAUGAUGGUUCCUUACAACAAGAUAUCCGAAAAAGCAUCAUUUUCAAUAGCUUUUCUGAAAAUUGGAUGGAGUUGGGCGAGCAAUCUGGUAGGGGCAGGUGCAAGUUUGGGCAUUGUGGCUUCUCUCUUGGUAGCCAUGCUUGGCCAAGCAAGAUACCUUUGUGUUAUUGGAAGGGCAAGGUUGGUGCCAUCUUGGUUAGCCAAAGUACACCCUUCAACAGGCACACCAUUGAAUGCAACGAUCUUUUUGGGAAUUUGCACAGCAUCCAUUGCACUGUUCACGGAGCUUGACAUUAUAAUUGAGUUGAUAAGCAUCGGCACGCUGUUGGUGUUCUACAUGGUAGCCAAUGCUCUUAUAUACCGUCGAUAUGUAAUCACUGGCCAUGCCCCACCUUCGCACACUCUUUUCUUCCUUUUUCUCCUAUCUCUAAGUGCAAUAUGCUUCUCCAUUGCGUGGAAAUUCAAGCAGCAAUGGUGGGGUCUUGUACUUUUUGGUGGGUUUAUGAUCGCCAUCACUGCCUUCUAUCAGCACGUGAUGCUUAAUACUACCAUUGCCCAACAUCCUCAACAACAACAACAACAGCAGCAGCAUUGGUCCGUGCCAUUCAUGCCAUGGCCACCCUCCAUCUCCAUCUUUCUUAACGUUUUCCUCAUAACCACACUCAAAACCCUCUCUUUCCAACGCUUUGGCAUAUGGGCAUGUUUCAUCACCAUCUUCUACGUGCUCUAUGGCGUUCACAACACUUAUGAGGCAGAGGAGAUUGAGAUGGGUGGUGUAGGUGUUGUUGGUGAUGAAAUGAAUUCAAGUGUACACAACUUGCAAACUAAGGUGGAGAUUCAAGUGUAUUAGUUGAAGCAAAGAAUGCAAUUGGGCAGAAUUAAUAAGAAAAGAAAUCAGUUGUUAUUAUUAUGUACAUUGUGGGAAAGAGACAGAAGGGAUAUUGUGAAGAAUGCUGCAUUGGUGAUGCCGCUAUUAUAUAUGAUAGAAAGAGGCAGCAAACUCUUGAAGCAACAAUGAUUCUUUAGUAGUGGGAAACAUUGAAUUGAGUUGAAGUCCAAUCCGGGUGCAAUCUGCAGUCUUUUGAAUAGUACUGAAAUAACUUGUAUCGUUGUGUCAUUUCGGUAGCACGUCAAAAGUGAAUGGUGGGUCAAAAAUCAGGUGAGAGUGGGUUUAGUUUAGCAAUCUCUUCAGUAUCUUUGGAAAAGAUGGGUUGAAUUCAUGACCAAGCUAUUCACCCUAUCAGAUCCCAGCUGGGGCAUAAAAAGUGUAUAUAUCACCCCUCUCUUCCUCAUUUCAAUUAUUAUUCUAGUAUUGUUCUAUCUACACUGACUCACUCG
This is a messenger RNA of Vigna umbellata (rice bean), 2285 nucleotides long. The record is from RefSeq and is a predicted model, not a curated record. NCBI's taxonomy places the organism in Eukaryota, Viridiplantae, Streptophyta, Magnoliopsida, Fabales, Fabaceae.